This is a messenger RNA of Catharus ustulatus (Swainson's thrush), 465 nucleotides long. RefSeq names its product ubiquinol-cytochrome-c reductase complex assembly factor 3-like. Bases 79 to 330 code for a protein of 83 amino acids. The record is from RefSeq and is a predicted model, not a curated record. NCBI's taxonomy places the organism in Eukaryota, Metazoa, Chordata, Aves, Passeriformes, Turdidae. Gene Ontology annotation, biological process: mitochondrial respiratory chain complex III assembly. The transcript is spliced from 2 exons.
UUCCGGUCCUCCCAGUCGCCCUCUCCACUCUCCCCGCGGGCCAGAGUGGCCCCGGAAGCGCCAGGUAGGGCGGCGGUGAUGGCGCUGGACCCGCGGUGGCCGCUGGCGCUGUUCCGCGGCGCUGCCCCGAUCGCGCUGGGGUUGAUGCUGUGGGUGGCGAUAGCGGGCGGCGAGCAGGAGCGGCAGCAGACGCUGAAGGCGCAGCCCGAGGGAAACGCCGCGGUUUUGGCGGAGCGCCGGCGCCACAAUGAGCUGGUCAUGAUGGCUCUGCGCGAGGCGGCCCAGACCGACGACAAUGUGUCGCAGCGGCAGGUACCGUGGCGGAAGUAACGCCACCACCGGGAAACCACCGGGAGCCCCUCAGCGCCCCUUUCCCGCUGUCCCACCCGGAACCUUCUGCGCCGCGUGGAACUCUUUCGUGCGAACGCCCCGGACUUUAAUAAAGCACGGACACUUCCGGCAUCA